Messenger RNA from Myodes glareolus (Bank vole), 4820 nucleotides. The record is from RefSeq and is a predicted model, not a curated record. Lineage: Eukaryota; Metazoa; Chordata; Mammalia; Rodentia; Cricetidae.
CCGCCGUCUCUGGGCGGAGCUGCACCCAGAGCCUGGACUGUAUUGAGACCGUGUGAAUGUUCGCGUGGACUAGGGCCGCGCGGGCCCCGCGCCUCCUACGGCUUGCUCCCGCGUGCUGCUGUGUAUGUUCGCUUCUUGUCACUGUGCGCCGAGAGACAGAGGGACUAUGAAAAUGAUUCAUUUUCGGAGCUCCAGCAUCAAAUCACUCAACCAAGAGAUGAAAUGCACCAUUCGGUUGCUGGACGACUCGGAGGUCUCCUGCCAUAUCCAGAGGGAGACCAAAGGGCAGUUUCUUAUUGAGCACAUCUGCAACUACUACAGCUUGCUGGAAAAGGACUACUUCGGAAUUCGCUAUGUGGACCCAGAGAAGCAAAGGCACUGGUUAGAACCUAACAAGUCCAUCUUCAAGCAAAUGAAAUCUCACCCACCAUACACCAUGUGCUUUAGAGUGAAAUUCUACCCACAUGAACCCCUGAAGAUUAAAGAAGAGCUCACAAGAUACCUUUUAUAUUUGCAAAUUAAAAGAGACAUUUUUCAUGGUCGACUGUUGUGCUCCUUUUCUGAUGCUGCCUAUCUUGGUGCUUGUAUCGUUCAAGCUGAGUUUGGUGAUUAUUAUCCUGAUGAACAUCCUGAGAAUUAUAUCAGUGAGUUUGAGAUUUUCCCCAAGCAGUCACAGAAGUUGGAAAGAAAAAUCAUGGAAAUUCAUAACAAUGAACUCAGAGGUCAGAGCCCAGCGAUUGCUGAAUUCAACUUACUCCUGAAAGCUCAUACAUUGGAAACUUAUGGGGUGGAUCCUCACCCAUGCAAGGAUUCAAGAGGUGCUACAGCAUUUUUAGGAUUCACAGCAGCAGGCUUUGUGGUAUUCCAGGGAAAUAAGAGAAUCCAUUUAAGAAAAUGGCCAGAUGUUUGCAAAUUCAAGUUUGAAGGGAAGACAUUUUAUGUGAUUGGCACCCAAAAGGAGAAAAAUUCUGUCUUGGCGUUCCAUACUUCAACACCAGCUGCCUGCAAACAUCUAUGGAAAUGUGGGGUAGAGAACCAAGCCUUUUACAAGUAUGCCAAGUCAAGUCAGAUCAAGACUGUGUCGAGCAGCAAGAUAUUUUUUAAAGGAAGUAGAUUUCGAUAUAGUGGUAAAGUUGCCAAAGAGGUGGUGGAGGCAAGCUCCAAAAUCCAGAGGGAUCCUCCUGAGGUGCACAGAGUCAACAUUACUCAGAGUCGCAGUUCUCACUCCUUGAACAAACAGCUCAUCAUUAACAUGGAGCCCUUGCAGCCCCUACUUCCUUCCCCCACUGAACAGGAAGAGGAAGAUCCUGUGACUGAGGGUGCCCCAUUGCCAAAAGCAGAUGUUUCUGAGCCACUGACUGUCAGCUCACCAGUGAAGGGAGCUCGGAGUGCAGAUCCUCUGAGUGAAGAGGAAGAUAAAGUGGAAGACCCCUUGACCAUCUCUGAACUAGCGUACAAUCCCAGUGCCAGCCUGCUCCCUACCCCAGUGGAUGAUGAUGAAAUCAACAUGCUCUUUGACUGUCCAUCUAGGCUUGAGUUAGAAAGAGAAGACACAGAUUCGUUUGAGGAACUGGAAGCAGAUGAAAAUGCCUUUUUGAUGGCUGAAGAGGAGGAGCUGAAGGAAGCUCGUCAAGCUUUGUCGUGGAGCUAUUCCAUCCUGACCGGCCAUAUCUGGGUCAACCCCUUGGUCAAGAGUUUCUCCAGGCUCCUUGUGGUGGGCCUGGGACUGCUGCUGUUUGUAUUUCCCCUGCUCCUCCUCCUUUUGGAGUCAGGUAUUGAUCUCUCCUUCUUAUGCGAAAUCCGUCAGACACCAGAGUUUGAGCAGUUUCACUAUGAAUAUUACUGUCCCCUGAAAGAUUGGGUGGCUGAAAGAGUCAACAUCUUCCUCUGUAUGCUCGGUUGUUCAUAGGUUCAUGUCUGAUGAGACUAAGGGCUAUCUUCAAUAGUAGUGAUAUCAUUUUCAGUAGGUUUUGGUUAGCUUUUUCUCUUAACUAAGUGCUCAAACCUUGAAAUUAAACUUAAGUAAAUUUAAAUCAAAUAUAACUCGUUUAAUUAUCCUUCAGAAAGGCAGCCUUGAAGUAAUCAAAAAAAAAUCUCCUUAUCAUACCAUAAUACAUAGUACAUUGGAGUUAGUUAGCUCUUUAUUGUGAGCUAUAGUGUUCAGAAUCAGAAUUUUAGUAAAAAUACAAUCUUUUUAAUAUAACCUUUGGUGAAAAUAAUGUCCUCUUACUGAUGCCUAUACAAAUAAGUUGAUGCUGGGGUUUUUUCAGUUUUUUUAAAAAAAUAUUUUUAUGUGUUCUAACUAUUUUGGUAAAUUUUUAGCAAAAAAAAGCUUUCUGGAGUUAUUUAAGUAUACAUAUUGUAAAACUAAUACACAUGGAAUUUUUUAGUGUUUUGGCACCUGAUUUUUUUAAAGAUAUUUUUUGGCUAACUAAUCCCAUAAUUUAUUAUCUGCAUAUGACUUUGUAAAAAGAUAGUAAAAAACUAUAGUAAGUACUCAAAAAAAGAUGAUUGAACUGAAAGAUGUAAGCAAAGAGAACACUGAGUUGACAUUGUGGGGUCCAGUUUUCAAAGUUUUGGACAAAAUAAUCUUAUAAUUUCAUUUGCAUUUUGCUCAUAUAUUUGAGCUGGGAAAGCAGAGUGUUUUUUUUUUUAAAGAAAUUGAUGCUACUUGCAGUAGUAAAAUUGUAAAAGAUCCACUAGUCAAUUGUUUAUUGUUUACUAAUCUAUGUGAAAGCAGGCAUGAGUCUGGCAAAUAGAAAGUAGCAAAGAAGAGUUCUGGUGAGACGGCUAGGCCAGAGGUGAUAGGCUUAGGGUUUCUUUUAUAGAAGUGAUGGUGAUAUAUGGAACUUAAUGUAAAGAGCUGCGUACUCACUUUCUGGGUUCAUAAAAUCGUGUUUAGUUAAUAAAAGUGGAGAAAUUUUAAGGUGAAUUUUUGGGAUCCCUCAUGCUUUCAUUGUGAUUCUCUGGUUGAAAUUUCAAUGUGUGUGUGUGUGUGUGUGUGUGUGUGUGUGUGUGUACUCUCGCGUGCGUGCACGAGAGAGAGAGAGAGAGAGAGAGAGAGAGAGAGAGAGAGAGAGAGAGAUUUCCUUUAUGGAUUUCUUUAAGUUCUAAACUCUUGUAAUUGUGGCUUCCAUUGAAACAAUGAUGUGAACCAUCAGAUGAUACACCAAUUCUGUUUGGAUAAAGUAGACAAUGGAAGAGAAUAGCAGACAAAAGAAAUGGUAAAUUCCUUCAUAUCAGUUGACCCAAGAUAGAAAACAUCUGGUGCUUUCCAUUGCUGGUCACUUACCAACACUGUAUAAGGAGUAAGAAUCAAAGAAGUAUAGAGAUUACAACAUAUUUACCUAUGUUGAAAAUAUCACAUUGCUUUGGUUAUAAAGGGAUUGGACACACAAUCUCUAUAUACUACACUACAGUCAUGCUUACUUAGUGCAGCUCUGAGUGUUUUGUUAGAUGAUUAUUUUGAAAGUAAACUUUGAAAGUCAGCCUAGGGUCUUUGAGUUGAAUGCAUUAUAAUAUAUACUUGCUAUUGCAUCCAUGAUUUAUACAGAUAUAGAAAUAUAUUUUCUAUGACUUGGACAUUAAGACAUUUUUGAAAGUUUGCUACUGAUCAGCAUUUUGGUUGAAUUUUUAAUUUUUCUCCUUUUCUUUUAUAUGACUUUGAAAUCAUGCUCUCUAGAAUGGGAAAACUCAAGUGCAGUUGAUAAAAAAAUUACUCACCUGUUUAAUUGUGCUUCAUUUUGCCUUUGAAGUGCUGGCCAAGAUAAUUCAUCUGGCCUUCCUCUUUUAAAAAUAAUGUGUAAGUUAAAUAAUAUUUUUAAAUUAUGGAGAUAGCAUGUUUAUAUUAUAAAAUGUAAAAAGAAAACAAGACAGAUAUAAAAUACAAUAUAUGCAUGCAGAUUAAUAAGGAGCAAGAUGCAGACAGUUUUAGCAUUUACAGUUUGCAUCACCCUUCUCUUGAGGAACAGUUCAUUGUGGAGUAGAAAUACUUUCAAUGAAAGACAGAGUAGGAACUUCUAAAUUAAAACAAUAAUAACAAAGCCUAACACUGGACUCCUAUAAUGCCAUUUAUUUGGUACAGAAUUAAAGCCUUUACGAAAUAUCCAUUUAUUGUAGAAAGAUUUAAUCAGUUGUUUAGAUAAAUGAAGAAGACAUUCUUCAAAAUAUAGUAUGUAGAAUAAUGAGAUUGAGAGUUCAAAGCAAGUACAUGAGAAUUUGAAUAUUCUGUAUCAUUGUUAUAUGCAUAUUUAUAAAAGAUAUGUAUUUAUGUGUUUGUAUAGAUAUAACCCACAUGCCUUUCAUACAUACUUACUUGUGCUAAUUUUGUCCCAGGUGAGAAAUUUGUGUAAUACUUUUGUUCCUUUCUUUCUCAGAUACUGUGAUAUCAAGAUAUUUAGAGUCUUAAGUACUUGAUUAUUUCAUGAAAGUACUUUGUGUACAUUUGUGGGUUUGUGUACAUACACAGAAAGAGAGAGAGAGAGAGAGAAAGAGAACAAGUAAAUAUACACAUAGUUGUUUUUAGUGCUAAUAUGAGCUCUAUAAUGAGAAUGAUGUAAGUAAAGGAUCAUAUAUUUCUGAGCUUGAAGCAUAAUGUGUGUUAUGUAUUUACAGUAUAUUUUGUAGUUUGUCUAAUAUUUAUGAACAUAAUUCUGGGAAGAAUUUACCAUGAGUUAAUUUCAUUGAAGUAACAAAAGAUAUGGAGGCCAUAUUAACUGUAUCUUUGUAUACUGGAAUUAGCAUUUCUAUGUCAACAUCCAGAUUGUUUGUCUGUUAAUAUGGUGGCAGGAAUCUCUAAUAAAAUACUCUGGGGUAAAAUA